CCGGCUGAGCUGCGCUAGACGGUCCGAGGUCUUCGGGGUCCCGAUACCAACCCCCGCCCUCUAGCGCCAGCCCUCUGUCCGUUCCCGCGGUGUUUUCUUCGCCUUCCAUCCCAGUUUCCCAUCAACGCGUACUCCGCGCAACCUCUACUGCCUAAGAAAAGACUUGCAGACAUUUUAAUAUGCUGCUCUGGACGUCGGCGCUUGAGCAGAGAAAAACUACUGGUACUGUGCACUGCUGGUCAGUACUAGUCGCGCUGUGGCACUGGUCUUCGCAGGCUACCCCGUGCCCGUGAUGCUGUAGGCUAUGCUCAUGGCGUAAGGUGUGCCUAUUUCUUACUUUCUACCAUAUGCGCAAGUCAUUCUAUCACCCCUGCGUGGCGGUGCCACUUCCCGCCCAUAACUAUCUGAUGGCGCAGCUAGUACUGCUCACUGCCUCGCUACGCGUUCAGCUACCGUCGGAGACACAAGGCACUGGAAAAUCUCCUUCGGGAAAAUACUGCGCAUCAACUAAUGCAUCAUCCGGCUUAAUUCCCGCUUAUCUUGCUGGGCAUGCAUCGGGCAUGCAUCCCCUACCCUUGCGCGAUGCACGGCGACGUUGAUUGCGCAGUAUUGAAGAAACCGCAGCAUGAAUCUCGCGGUUCUAUAAAACGCAGAAGGCUGGUGAACGGAGCUGCCGUCCUGGCAGUCAUUCAGGGCCUGCAGGCAAGGUCGCUUGUUGCUCGGGAUGACGACUUCAAUUGGGCAAACUUGACUGCAUCUACCAAUCUUUCCUGGACCUCUUGCUAUGACACCUUCCAAUGUGCGAGACUAACCGUUCCUCUCCAAUACUCCAAUAUUAGUGCUGGUGAAGCACAGGUGGCUCUGCUCAUGUCACCGUCCAAUUUCUCUAAAGACGACCCUAGUUAUCUCGGUCCCAUCUUGUUCAAUCCCGGAGGACCUGGCAGUUCUGGUGUUCAGUUUGUUCAGGAGCUAGCUCCCUAUUUCCGUGCCAUUAUCGGUCCCCAAUAUGAUCUCGUCGGGUUUGAUCCUCGGGGCGUCGGAGAGACUACCCCAGCCCUCUCCGUCUUCAAUAGCCCAGCAGAGGCGCUUGAGUUCUACGCUCCGUAUCCCCUGGAUGUGAACGAAUCCGUCUCGGCGUUUGGGAGGAGUCUCGCAGAUGCUCAGAUCUUAGGAAAGCUGGCUGUCGAUCGCGUCCAGCAAAUUGCCGAGUCAGUGUCUACGGCGGCGGUGGCAACUGACAUGCUGAACAUCGCACGGGCAUUUGGCUUUGAUAAAGUUAACUAUUGGGGGGUCUCCUACGGAACUGUUAUUGGUGCUACGUUUGCGGCCAUGUUUCCUCAAAAUGUCGGUCAUUUCGUUAUAGACGGUGUUGUCAACUCGCAUGAGUGGUAUUCAGGCACGUACCGGUUUACAGGGAAUGAUACAAGCUCCAUUAUGGACACCGACAAGGCGUUGACGUCCAUCUACGAAGCCUGUGUCGAGGCGGGGCCGUCACUGUGCGCCAUCUGGGAGAACAGUACGGACCUCGUUCGUGCUCGCGUCGACAAGCUCAUCAACAAUGUCCACUUGGACCCUGUUCCCCUCAUCAAUGACACGGACCCAUCCGCGAUCACUUUUGGCGUCGUUGACUACUCUACCUUGGUGCAGCAACUUUUCCAGACUAUAUACUUCCCCUUUAGCCAUGCUUCUACCACCACCGAGGCGUUAGCCCAGCUCGAGCAGGGCAACGGCACCCUUAUCUUCCAGAAUUCUGAUACGCAGAUCGUUGCCAAUUCACUGGUCUUUUGUCCAGCCGAAGCCGAUACAGGGGGAUCAUUCGUCUCUUCACUACUCGAUAUCAGCUCAGCCAUCGAGUGCGGUGAUAUUCUUGGAAGCUCCAGCCGGACCUUCCAACAAGCUCGUGAGGACUAUCAAAUCUUGCUGGACCUCUCGCCUUUGUUUGCCCCUACAUGGUAUCCCCUCGGUUCUGGGCUCUGCACCGGGUGGUCCCUCCGAGGAAAGGACGUUUUCAACGGAUCCUUCGCCACGAAUACGAGCAACCCUUUGCUCUUUAUCAGUAAUACCCUUGACCCAGUGACGCCCAUUACGAGUGGACGAAACAUGUCGUCAGGCUUUGCCGGAUCUGUUCUUCUCCAGCAGAAUUCCACAGGUCACACCUCCCUGUCCGGCUUCUCGACCUGCACGGCGAUUGUUAUCAAGGAAUACUUCAACAACGGCACCCUGCCUGUGCCCGGUACGAUCUGUCAGCCUGACUUCCAGAUCUUCUCCCCUGUGAACGAGACGACCAGCGCGCUUCGACGUGCCACUGAACCGGACGCGGGGAACUCGUUCUACGAGGCUAUCCGCGUAUUGGCGACAUCGGAUUUCUUGGCGAGGGCCAACAAGCUCGGGCGGAGGCGUUUACACUUGUGAGGGCCUCGUAUCCGCUGAUAGUGUGUUUUCUGUCUAGUGCGCUGGACUUAUAGCAGUUCCUUCACGGACUUGAUAUUUUUCGUAGCUUACUGUACCGCCAUCUGCAUACUUCCUUGUAGACGUGAA
This is a messenger RNA of Phanerochaete carnosa HHB-10118-sp, 2538 nucleotides long. RefSeq lists its product as uncharacterized. The transcript has 13 exons. Lineage: Eukaryota; Fungi; Basidiomycota; Agaricomycetes; Polyporales; Phanerochaetaceae. Bases 550 to 2412 code for a protein of 620 amino acids. The record is from RefSeq and is a predicted model, not a curated record.